This is a messenger RNA of Vidua chalybeata, 2220 nucleotides long. Its product is annotated as BPI fold-containing family B member 3-like. Gene Ontology annotation, molecular function: lipid binding. The transcript has 16 exons. Bases 30 to 1967 code for a protein of 645 amino acids. Lineage: Eukaryota; Metazoa; Chordata; Aves; Passeriformes; Viduidae. The record is from RefSeq and is a predicted model, not a curated record.
AAGAGCUUGGUCAGUUAUCAGGACCGAAGAUGUCCGUGUUGUGGACUGUUGUCCUGCUCAACAGCCUGCUGAUCCCUUCACAAGGAUUUGGAAUCCCGUUCUUGGCUGCCAGACCAGAUAUGAAUGGUUUUAAAGAUCCACCAGACAGAAGUGUUCCCCAGAGAGCUUCAGGUGGUCUCCUUGGUGGCAAUCUGCUUGGCGGUCUCCUUGGCAAGGAUGGAAUCACUGGGGGUCUUCUGGGCAAAGAAGGCGCUGUCGGCAGUCUCCUUGGAAGAAAUGGAGUUGUUGGAGGGCUCCUUGGCAAAGAUGGUCCUGUAGGCAGUCUCCUUGGCAAAGAUGGAGUUGUAGGCAGUCUCCUUGGCAAAGAUGGAGUUGUUGGAGGUCUCCUUGGCAAAGAUGGUCCUGUAGGCAGUCUCCUUGGCAAAGAUGGAGCUGUUGGUGGUCUCCUUGGUGAAGAUGGAGCUGUUGGUGGUCUCCUUGGUGAAGAUGGUCUCCUCGGUGGCCUCCUUGGAGGAGAUGGUGCUGUUGGAGGUCUCCUUGGUGGAAAUGGUCUCCUGGGUGGAAAUGGUCUCCUAGGUGGUCUCCUUGACCAAGACGGUAUCCUCGGUGGUCUCCUUGGCAAAGAUGGUGUCAUUGACGGUCUCCUUGGCAAAGAUGGCCUUGUUGAUACUCUCCUUGACACUGUCCUUGAACUUCUCAUUGGCAAAAAUGGUCUCCUUGGCAAAAACGGUCUCAUUGGCAACCUUCUUGGUAGAAAUGGUGAAGAACUCAUGGGACUGAGAAUUGUGAACAACUCCCUCCCCAAAAUCAGUCUGCGCUCCCUGCCGGGCUUUGGGCACCAGGUGGACUUCAACACGCAGCUGCUGGUAGAGAGCAGUGUGCCGGGCCAGCCACUCUGCGAGCAGGUGGAGGUAGAUGCAACCAUGGUGGUCCAGGACACGUGGACGCCUCACCAGAACGCUCUGAACUGCAAGACUGUUGACAUAAACACCUAUGUGAGACCCAGAGUGCCAGUUCUGGAAGAGCCUUUGAAACGCUUCCUUAGCAAUGCCCUGCAGGAUCUGGGCUGCAACAUCGUCAACGCCAGGCUCAAGGUGUUGAGCUCCCUGCUCGGCUCCAGGAACCAGGUGCUCCCACUCGGGGCUCUGGGGGACCUGCCCUCCUUCUCCAUCCACAGUGGUGACGCCAUCCAGAUGGAUCUGAACCUCCUCUCUGAGAACGCCAGGGAUGGCAUGAUGACCCCCAUGCAGGGACUGCCACUCACUGCCAGCCUGCAGCUGGCCACCGGCCGCCCGCCCCGGCUCAGCCUCUCCCAGGACACCCUCAGCGCCCUGCUGGAGCAGGUCCAGGGGCAGGGAGCCCUCAACCUCAGCAUCACCAGCUUGACGGGUAGCAAUUCCCCUCUGCAAGGCCAGGUUCCCCAGAGCAGCUCGCUGACCGUGUCUGCCCUUUUCCCGUUCAUCCCCCAGCUCACCCGGACCCUCCCUGGCUCUCUGCCACUGGAGCUGCGUGUCCGAGUAAGCAAAAAGCCAGUAGUGACUGUGAGGGAUGGAAGAGCCACUGUCACACUCAAAGCCACCAUCGACGUCACCAGUCCUGCCCUGCAGACCCCCCAGGGGCUCCUGUUCUCCAUCAAUGUGGACAUCGUUCUGAACAUCACCCCAUCAGUCUCUGAUGGCAAACUGCAAACUUCCCUGACUCUUGACAGCAUCAACCUGACACAGUUCCCCCAGAGUCUUGACUUUCCCAGCGCCUCUGCACUCGCAGAAUGGCUCAAGAAGGUCUUCACAGCUGUAUAUGUACCUUCUGUUCAAGAUGCCUUCCGUCUGUCGGUCCCACUGCCCAACGUCCUCAACACCAACCUCAGGAACGCUGAAGUCAUCAUCACUGACGUGGAUGAGUUUUCUGGCCAGACCACUCUGGGAAGAUCCUGCUCAGGAGGAGCCUCGAUGCUGCUCCCUUUGUGAGGCAGCACAUGCACCCCAAGCCCUGCUCUGCUGCACUCUCUCCCUCUUUCUUUCUCUCAAGUGCUGCUCUGUGCUGUGGCUGUGGCCUGAGCAGGACAGGCAGCAGCCUCUGGCCAGCAUCAUGUGGGAGAGCUGCUUGGCUGGUGGAUGUUUGGGGGUUCCUGUGGCCACUUUUAACAUCCAUAGCCAGGAGGCAGAGCUCUUAGGCACAAAGGUUGCUCUUGUAUUGCUCUUUCAAUAAAAUCUCUCACUG